Gambusia affinis (western mosquitofish) is the source of this 2476-nucleotide messenger RNA. RefSeq lists its product as uncharacterized. NCBI's taxonomy places the organism in Eukaryota, Metazoa, Chordata, Actinopteri, Cyprinodontiformes, Poeciliidae. Bases 22 to 1119 code for a protein of 365 amino acids. Gene Ontology annotation, molecular function: protein tyrosine kinase binding; MHC class II protein binding. Gene Ontology annotation, cellular component: external side of plasma membrane; membrane raft. The transcript is spliced from 9 exons. Gene Ontology annotation, biological process: positive regulation of ERK1 and ERK2 cascade; T cell activation; interleukin-15-mediated signaling pathway. The record is from RefSeq and is a predicted model, not a curated record.
CUAACAGAGCAGUAAGACACCAUGGCUGCUUUCAGAUGGAUUCAAAUCUUUUUACUUCUGAUCCUCAUGCUUCAGUUUAAUGCACAAACUGAGACGCAGCAAACCUUCGUUACUGUCAGAGGUGGAGAUGAAGUCACUUUACCUUGUGGAAACAGAAGAGACACAGAUGAUGAAUAUGAUAAAACUACUUGGAUCUUCAAUGAUAGACAUAGAUCUGAAACAAGAACACUGGUCAAACUUGGAAAUAAUCACAGAGAAAUGAAAACUAUAUCAGACAGACUGAGUGUUACAGCAAACGGUUCUCUGCAUCUACAUAAAGUCACAGAGUAUGAUGCUGGCCGGUACGUCUGCAGUUGGAUCAAUUCAGGACAAGAACAUGACUUUCAAGUGUUUCUAUCUUUAAUUACUAUUGUUGAACAGGAGAACCCAGAUAACGUCGCUCUGUUCUGCACUGUGUUGGAUUAUGAGCGCUGUCUUCAUGAGGUGAAGUGGCUUCAUGAGGGGAACGAGGAAAAACCCUCAGAUAUGGAAAUAAACCCACAUUCCUGCUCUGCCACUGUGACAUUUCCAACAUCUCAUCAGAAAUUAGACAUUUAUCCGUCACUAACAUGUAAAAUCACAAACUCAGUCACUAAAGCAGUUCAGCUGAUCCCCUUCAGUCCUCAGUCCUCAGGAGAAAAUCAAAGAAAAACAACUAAAGGAGUAGAAAAAACAACCAACUCAGCAGAUUUUACAUCAACAAGUUUUCCAUGGUGGUAUAUUUUUAUUCCCUUAUGCUUACUGAUGGUUUUAAUAACCGUCCUGGUGAUCAUCAGGUGGAACAAAACUAAAGGAAAUAAAACACAAAUUGAAGGCAUCCAGGUUCCCCAACAUAAAGAGGCAACAAAGCAGGAGCUGAAUCCGGAGUCUUCAGUGGGCUCAGCUGUUCCAGAAACCAGUCAAAAUACAACUGAACCAGAGGACGGUCUGUCUUACGCCUCCAUCAACUUCAAGAAAUCCAAAAAGAAAACAGGCAAUGUCGCUGACACUGUGAUCUACAGCAGUGUGGGAACUUCUUCCUCUUCUGCUGGAGUCUCUUCUGACACAGACUGCCUUUAUUCUACAGUCAACAUAAAAUAGAAAAAGCAUUAAAAGUUUUAUAGCUUGAGCAAAGACUCAACGUGCCAAGGUCGAGUCUUCAGUGCAGCGGCUCUCAACUCCCAGCACCAGAAUCUGAUGUAUAUUCUUCUCUCCUCUCUGUCCAGCAAAGCAAUGGUUAAAAACAGAGAAGGACAAACUCAGGUCAAAAACAAAUAUUUUGACUUGAUUUCUGUUUUUGUUUUUUUUGUUUUUUGCUUUCGCUACAGAUUAUAGACAGGUCAGAAUAUAACUAAUAUCUUUUUACACCCAAGUGUGACUAAAUAUAUGCUGUAAAUACUGCUCCUAGUGGUGAAACAAGUAUAAUUUUCUCUAACAUACCAGGAUUUAAUGGUUUUUGUCACAGAUAUAAACUAAAUAAUAUGUUGGUUAGCUCUCCAGAGGAGAUUUGUCGCUCUCUAAAAGAAAAUAUUGAAGCUUGUAGUCGUCAGUGCUUUCCUAGCCUGGAUGGUGUGAGAAAAUCCGACUGCCCAGAUCGAACAAAGUUAGAUUAAGUAUGUUACUGCUUGCCAUAUAACAGUGAAAUGCAAUGGAGAAGAAGUGAUGAGGCCAAAGCAGCUGCAGUCAUAACAUGAAUAAUCUGCAGCAGAGACAUCAGAUGAUUCAGUUCUGAAAAGUGAAGUUUCCAGUUUGUAGCUCAUCCUGCAUGAUGCUAUAGAGACUCUUUCAGCGAGUUGCUCAUGUGUCAUCUGACUCUUAUUCCUGCUGUCUAAGGAAACUUGCAGAGUUAAAAAAGGAAACCAACAGAUCUCAGAUCAGUCAAACACUCUGUGUUUUGUAGCAGCAGUUUAUCAGUAUGUAACAUUGCAGUCUGAGGUAAUAAUAAGACUUCACUCUACUGGCCACAUCUGUUAAUAAAUAAUAUAACUGAGAAAUACAGCUGGGAAAUCUUCACAGUCAAGUUCCUCAAUUUUAUGCUGAAUGAAAAUGUGUUCUUCCCCUGCUGGUCUUGGGAAAUCAUGAAGCAAAAAUAGCUAAAUGUGUCUCAACCCAGCGGCCAUGACAGGUGAAACCAGGGAAGUAGUGAUGGCUCAUCAUAGCUUCAUUCAUUGCUCACUAGUGACAUCUGCUGGCAGACUGAAACCAUGACAGCUUGUCACUCUAAUAAACCAGACUUUAACUGUAUUAGACCAUAGCAAUGUAUUGCCACGAUAAAGUUUUUGUGUCGCUGCUGUCCAGUAACAGUAAGAUCUAUUCAACCAUAUUUUACUGUGUCAAAUCUUUUCAGUUCUUAAAAUGAUUUAUACUCAAAGUAAUUUUGCUGAUAUGUUGACAGUCAGUUGUGGUUGUGCUUUAUGUCACAGGCUGAUUUGACAAUAAAGAAUUUGGUGUUUUAUCA